Messenger RNA from Strongylocentrotus purpuratus (purple sea urchin), 1505 nucleotides. Its product is annotated as peroxidasin. The coding region runs from base 78 to 1298 and encodes 406 amino acids. Gene Ontology annotation, cellular component: plasma membrane. The transcript is spliced from 9 exons. NCBI's taxonomy places the organism in Eukaryota, Metazoa, Echinodermata, Echinoidea, Camarodonta, Strongylocentrotidae. The record is from RefSeq and is a predicted model, not a curated record. Gene Ontology annotation, biological process: cell communication. Gene Ontology annotation, molecular function: protein binding.
CCCACUUGCCCUCCUCUGCACGCACCGGUAUUGUGAAACUGCGCUUGUGUGGAUUUAACUGCAAUCGCGCCGACAUCAUGAGGUGGUUUAUUUAUCUAGUUACACUUUUGCUGGUGAUAUUUCACCUCGUUUCUUCACAAGAAUGUCCAAGUGGAACACCAGAUGGAUGUCGAUGUCAAAAUCGUGUUUUUAAUUGCUCGGGACUGGGUCUAAACAACAUGCCUACAAGUCUCUCUUCGCUAUCAAACUUCGAUGUCAUUGAUCUCUCCAACAAUGAUCUUGUCAACGUACCAUUAGGAGCAUUUCAGAACUUACCUGUGCAGAGAAUAAUUUUGAAGAACAAUGCAAUUACAGAGAUUCGUCCAGGAGGCUUUGAUAAUCUCAAUCUAUUGACGUCUAUAAACCUAGAGAUGAACGGUCUAUCCAUUCUAGAACAAACUGGUUUCAACUUGUUGACUAGUCUCACUGAACUGUUGUUGGCUGGUAAUCCAGUUGAUUGUAGUAAUGAUGCAAAUGCUUGGCUGAAAAGUUGGAUGGUAACUGCCGAUAGCUCUGUCCUCACUGGUGACUGUUCAUCUACUGGAACCAUCAGUGAUGCACUGGAUAGUGUAGCAGAGCCAAGUGCAGCUGUGUUUUCCUUUGAAAAAGCUGAAUACAGUGCGUUAGAGAGCGCUGGUGUUGCCACAGUCACAGUCAGCAGAAGAGGCAUAGUGGGUACCAGAGUAGAUUUUGGUGUUAUGGUCUCUGAUGGAGUGGCUGUAGUCAACUAUGAUUUCGUCGCACCCGUGGAUCCUAGACAUACCAUGCUAACAGGCCAAACGAGGAUGGACCUUGAUAUCUUACUCAUAGAUGAUGCUGAGAUGGAGAUUGAUGAAAGUUUCAUGGUCACCAUCGCUAUAGAAGCACGAGGGGAAGCUAACAUGGGUACCAUAGGAACUUACGGUACCACUAUUGUCAUCAUUCUGGAUAAUGAUAGUCCAGUUCAGACCACAUCAUCACCCGUAGCAACGACCUCUAACCCAGAGUCAUCUACCCAGGCUAAAGGUGAACCUACUGACCCAGGGAUGAUGAUGACUACAGAUGAUUUGAAUCAAUCACCACAACCAAAUACCAAGUCUGUCAAUGUAGCAGCCAUUGUAAUACCCAUCGUACUGAUCAUGGUGAUAAUAGCAGUCAUAGCUGGGUAUAUCUGGUAUCGACGUACGCGGACUAUCAACAAAGAAACGACUGCAGGGGUACGUUAUGCCGCUGUACAGAACAGAGGCAAAGUAUAUGCUGAUGUUACCGCUAAAGCAUGAUGUAGCAUGGCAAGUUGGCAACUACUGCUGGGGGACGUUAUGCAGGGCUGUGCACAGGGAUGAGAUUCCUCUGCAAAUUUUGAGAUUUCAAGACGGGGGGAGGGGGGGGGGGGGUAAUAAGAACAGAAAUUAAGGGGAUUUUAGGUGUAAAUCCAUGAAGUGUAUCAGUAUGAAAUUUAUAAUUUGUAGGGUUUUAAUUUUUUUUUU